AUAUUACAUCCGCACACUAUCGCGGGACAAGCGACGUUUCGGAUAUUGAGCAUACGUCCCCCGAACAAAUGACGUUUCCGAAGCUGGCUACCGGUGGUGGGAUGGGCCGCGUAGCCGUUUGAAAAUCCCAAAAGACGCUUCGGCUCUCCACGCGCCAAGCCCGUUGCGUUCGACUCCCCCCCUUUUUUUUUCUCUUUCGUUGCAAGGCUCGUCUUCGUCGGAGUGCUCUUCCAUCGUUUCGAGAAUGACGAUCGAAGUCGAGGGCACCGACCACCAGAACCUCCCUGGGGACAGCAUAGAGGCUAUCUGCAAGGAGAAGGCCAUUGACGAGAACAUAGUCAGCCCCAAGUCUGAGGAAGGCGAGCUGAAGACCAUAGAUGACGUCCCCAUUGCCGAGACUGUCGAGUCCUCCAUCGAGCUUGCCGAAGAAGAGGUGCCGCUGCAAGGCGAGGCCGAGGAACAGGCCAAGGAGGAACCCGAGGAGCGACCGAGCCUCGUCAAGAUGGCAAGGGCCAGGUUCUGGGAGAGCUGGUUCAAGAAAGGCAGCACUCCAACCAAGUCCGACGUAGAGCCCUCCGAUGAAACCGAGAUGACUGAGAAACAAGGUUCCAAGCCCGAGGAAAACAAUGCCGACGAGAAGCAGGUGGCUGCGAACAACCACAGCGAGAAGGAAGCCACUGCCAACGAGGACCCGGCCAAAAGCGAGGCGGACGGAAACCUGAAGUCGUCCAGCUCGACCGACGUCACCAUCCCCAUCGGCGACUCCGAACCUACCAAGUCAGAGAAGCAAGCCGAAGAAGGCGAGUCCGACAAGCUACCCCUCCGCGACCGGCUAGCCAUCUACCGCCGGAAGCGCUACGUUCUCGUUGGAACCGCUGUCGGACUCCUAGUCCUUGUCACCAUAGUGCUGGUUGGAACCGCGCUCUCCAACGGAGGCUUCGGCUUCGAGGAGGAGUGGAAAACUCCGAUCGCCGUCACGGAGUGCGGACCCGUCGAGGGACACUUCGAAGACGACGUCUUCGUCUUCCGUGGGGUGCCGUACGCCCUCGCGCCAGUCGGUGACCGGCGCUGGAAGCCGCCGUUGCCAUUCCAGCGGCUCGGAGAUUGCUGGCGCGGCACAAAGCAGGUCCACGAGUUCGCGCCGCGGUGCUACCAAAAGGGCAUCCCGGGGGUCAAGCUCAACAUGAGCGAAGACUGCCUCUUCCUCAACGUGUACACGCCAUCGCUGUCGACGCGGCGGCUCCGACCGGUCGUCGUUUACAUUCUUGGUGGUUCGCUGAUGGGACUCGGCGAGGAAGACCUCCACCUUCAGCCGUCCCCGGCUCUGGCGCGGCGGCAAGACGUCGUCAUGCUGACGUUUGAUUUCCGACGGAACGUCUUCGGCUUCCUGGCUCUGGAUCAGCUGUCCAAGAGUGUGCAUCCCCCAACGUCCGGCAACUAUGGCUUCCUGGAUCAGGUGGCGGUGCUCAAGUGGGUGCAGCGGAACAUCCAGCAGUUCGGCGGAGAUCCAAACAAGGUGACCGUAUUUGGUCACGGUGCGGGAGCCACGUCUGCUUUGCUACUCAUGACGUCUGGACUGACCAAGGGACUGCUCAGCAAGGUCUGGAUCUCUGGAGCAUCAGUCAACUUCCCCAACCGCACCUUGGACGACGCCAUUCAGGACAACCUUGAGUUCUUGAGCAAUUUGGGUUGCACAGACGUCGUCUGCAUGAAGAACAAGUCGUCUGCUCAGGUGAUGGCUGCCGUUCCAAACUCCUGGUAUGAUGACGCCUAUGCUCAGCUGCCCAGCGCCGGCGAGAGGAACGGUCCUAGCUUGGCCCUCGUUGAUGGUCACUUCCUGAGGGACUACGUGUACGACCUGUGGGCCUCGCAGGACUACAAGGUUCCCAUCGUGAUAGGAUCGAACCUCCAGGAGUUUGCCUCUCGACGGGUGCUUCCCGACAUGGAGACUGCCGACAUCUCCGAGAUCCUCACCUACAUCAGGGACAGGCUGAACACAAUCGAUGUCAAACUGGCUGAAGAAAUGAUCAGCCUCUACAUCGGCAACGACACUUCGCCAGCAAAGCAGCUCCACACCAUGAUCUCGGACGUGCGCGUGACCUGCCCCCUCCAGCUGUUGACGCGCGACCUCGUCAACGCCACAGAGGGCGGAGUCCACUUCUACGUCGUCGACCAUGUGCCCAACGCCCUCCUCAACUUCUCCUCAAACGCCGUCCCCACCAAGUUCUCCCCUCACGGGCUCGACGUGGCUGCCAUCUUGGGCCAGCUGGCCUCCCGCAACGAGACGGCCUUCUCUUCGCGUGGCGACCUGCAGUUUCAGCACAACCUACAGGAGCUGUUCUACAACUUCGUCUACACUGGGACGCCGUCGCUCGGCUCUCAGCCGCUCAAGGAGAACCCGUUCACGAAUUACAUCGGAGCAAAUGUGCGGAGCCGCGCUUCCCAGCACGACGCGUGCGCUGCGUGGGAGAAGUAUGGCGUCUUUCCGACGUACGCAAAGAUGAACUGAAAGCCUCUUUUUUUUUUUUUUCUUGUCACCAAAGCAGAUUGCGAUCAGAAAUAUGGUAUUGUUUCGUGGGUACCCACCUCUUGGUGACUUGGUCACAGAGUAGCGACUAGGAAACGAGCUAUUCAAAGCCAUCCUAAGAAUACUCAUCACACUGUGUUCCUCGGGACCGCAAGUGUACUAGAACGUGUAAGAAAUGGAUAGACUACAACUUAUUGGCGUGACUGUAGCUGUUUAAUCUAAACUCAGUUUUGCCUUGCGAUGGUCCACAGCGAAUGCCUUGUGCUACUCAACCAAUCCAACACUACGAACGCGUCGCACGACUACGUGCCCCGCAUCCCUUCCAAAGGUCACACGGCAUUCGACUGGCUUCGAUGGUUAGUGGCGGCCUCUACGGUCAAUCGCAAGAUUAAAAAGAGUAUAGUAGAGCGCGGCAGUUAACUCUGACGAAGUGCACGGGUCGGUUUAAAACGUAGGGCUUACAUUUGCUCUUCUGGCAACUUCCCCCUGAACGUUCCUAGACCGGCUUUCCUGCACAACUGCCACGGGUGAAUUAGUACUGGCAAGUUUGGGCAUCCGAGGCUAUUCUGCGCGCGACUUGAAGCCAAGAUGGAGGGCUUUCGUGUAGAGGUCCUGCAGGAACCAAGUUUUGUCUUUGAACUUAAAAGCUGACAGGGUGAGAGAAAUUUGAGUGAAUCGACGGGGUCGAAGUUUGAUAACUCAACUUAUUUACCCUAGAGCCGCGGGUUACGUGUAGUAGAAGGAACGCCUUGUAGGAAAGUUUUUAGGGACAGAGUUUAGCGUUGUCUCCGAGGAACUCGUAACAGUUUCCACGUACUAAGACACCGUGUUUUAAGCUAGCAGCAUCUUUUUUGAGAUUUGCUGCGUCCACUUAGCAAGCCAGAGUUAUUGCUCAACGCAGCAUUUCUUACCUUUUUGUAUCUUCAACGUGUCUUUUCAUUGAUGUUUUUUUACUCCCUGGGUCGACAAACGUUAGAAGUUCACCAAUAAGGGAUGCAGCAUCUCUGUUUUAAAAAGGAACGGCAACAUUUACAGAUGCCUCCUUGGAAGCGUCGAGUUUUACACACGCACAAUUGCCAAAGGUUUCCCAAGACAAACUUUCUAUCAUGUACCACACACUGCGAAGAUACUCACCGCAUAAUCAAAACAACACAUUUGUAAUGGCCACAAUUUGCGGCAGCGCGUCGAGUUUUUACAAGAGUCGGUGUCCUCGCCGUUCCGCAAGUUUGCCGUCCGUCUGCUUGAUCCUGUUGUCAAGCUUCACGAAAGAUGCCCAGAAGUUUUUUUAACUCUCUGCAGCUAUCGAGUCAUUAUCGCAAGUCGUACCAAAACAUUUGUGGCCCUUCCACAGUCAUCAUGUAUAACUCUUCCCCUUCCCCCCUUCCCCCUUCCCCCCCCCCCCCCCCCCCAUAAGAUCUUUUUAGAGACAUUUUCGUUUUCCUUGUGUCCUUGUGUGUGCACUGCCAAACUUGUGUGAACAACUCGGAAAAUAAAGAAAAAACUUCUACAUGAA
Messenger RNA from Ixodes scapularis (black-legged tick), 4040 nucleotides. It is a transcript of the gene Nrt, whose product is annotated as neurotactin. The transcript is spliced from 8 exons. The record is from RefSeq and is a predicted model, not a curated record. The coding region runs from base 245 to 2509 and encodes 754 amino acids. NCBI's taxonomy places the organism in Eukaryota, Metazoa, Arthropoda, Arachnida, Ixodida, Ixodidae.